ACGGCGGCAAGCUUCGUCCUCAUCGAGAGCAAGCAGAUCUCAACGUGAGACUGCUUCAUCGGUCGGCGGCGUGCGCCGUUUGUUGUCUGUGCGGUGCGGUGUGCGCUGCGCUGCGGUUGUCGCGCUUCUUCCUCCUGACUUGGUUGGUUGCGGCCGCCAUACCCUAUCUCUGUUUGUCGUCCGGCGCACGUGCGGUAGGCAACCAUGGGAAAGGAGAAGUCACAUAUCAACAUCGUGGUCAUCGGCCAUGUCGACUCCGGCAAGUCGACGACCACGGGCCAUCUCAUCUAUAAGUUGGGUGGCAUUGACAAGCGUGAGGCGGCGAGCUUCACGUCCCAGGUGAUCAUCAUGAACCACCCUGGGCAGAUCGGUAACGGGUAUGCGCCGGUGCUGGAUUGCCACACGUGUCACAUCGCGGUUAAGUUUGCGGAGCUGGUGGUGAAGAUCGAUCGGCGAACGGGCAAGGAGCUGGAGAAGGAGCCCAAGUUCCUGAAGAACGGAGACGCUGGUUUCGUGAAGAUGGUUCCAACGAAACCGAUGUGUGUUGAGACCUUCGCCCAGUAUCCCCCUCUGGGUCGUUUCGCCGUGCGUGACAUGAGGCAGACGGUGGCCGUCGGCGUGAUCAAGGCCGUGGAGAAGAAGGAGAAGGAAGGCAAGGUGACGAAGGCUGCCAUGAAGAAGGGAGGAAAGUGAGCUGGGAGCUUGUCUCCUCUUCAUGUGGAAUGGGUGCUGGAUUCUGACCUGUUUCUACUGUUAGAAGGAUCCCGUCAUCUGGGUGCCGCAAUUACGUAUGAUUUUCUGAGUCACGUAGAGGCAGCUUUAGCAGCUAACGAUGGUUUCGCCGGCGGUUUGGCUGAAGACAGUGCAGACGCGGGAGUGUUGGGUAGGACGUGUAGUUCUCCGGUUUUAGGUGACGUCAAUGUUUCUAAGAAAGUUUUCGAGGUUGAGGGAGUGGUCGUUUCGGUGUCUUGCGGAUGAUGCUAGGUCAAAGAAAAUCCUCUGUCGAGGUAUUUCUCCGUUUCAUCUUGGAGCUAUGUGCGGUGUUUGUUCGGUCAAUAUGAUGAUCGGAUGGUAUAGCUUGACGUGACAGACCUGGGUACCCGAUAGGCGAUGGCGUGGGUAGUGAAUUCUCGUGAGUUCUCAGCUCUUUUCUUCGAGAUUUAAUUAUUCUUUUGCGGAGUGGUGAGUAGCCUGUUGAGUUUUUAUAUCGCUAGUGUUUCGACCGAAAGAUUACGAGAAUGUUUUUUUUUUGCCUUGUUGCAGAGUUCUAUGGCAGAGGGAAACAAUUUGGAGGUUUGAGUUGAUGAUGAUUGCUUGCCCCUUGCUUACGGCAGUCUGAUGCGGGUAAUGGGUUCGUGUUGAUGAUGAUUGCUUACCCCUUGCUUAGGGCAGUCUGAUGCGGGUAAUGGGUUCGUGAUCGACCCUUCGUUCUUUUCCCUCACAUCGUGCUGAUCCCUGGUGUCAAUUUCCCCUCUUGAGCAUACGGCACUCAUGGCCGGUUUUGAUACUCCCCGCCGGUUGUACGUAUUGCAUCUUGCAAUUCUGUUUUGUGCUGUCCCUUCGCUGCAGGCCCCCUCUUUUGCAUGUGGAAGUAUUUCUGGUGGCGGUUGCACCUCCCUCUCCCAGCCCUGUUUUUGCAAAUCCCUCGACAUUUCUGUCGCAAGUGUAGAGCAUUCUGCAGUCUUGAUGAAUGAUGUGAAACUUCUCCUCCCCUCCUCAUCUCCGUUGUACACAUUGCUUUUUGUGACCCCGUUUUUCCCUCUGCUUCAACGGUCUCCCUUGGUUGUCUAAAGCAUCUUGUGAUCCUUCGUGCCUGCCGUCUAUUGCAUUCCCUUAGUGUUCCCCUGCCUGUCAUCGUCCGCUUGUAACUCGUCUUGGAACCCUCCUCGAUGCUCCCCACCGAUGACCUUCGCGUCUUGUGUGGAGUUGCCGCCUUUAAACGGGUUCCAUCCUCCUUUCUGCAAGCGUUGCAUUUGGGAAGUGACGAGACGUUCCGCUGAAGCUCAGAUGUGAUUGCUUGGGUCGGGAGUCUCUACGUUUUAAGAGUAGGUAGCCUAACAUGUUUGGCAGGAAGUCUCUAGCAGUAGGACAUGGUUUGGCGGGAAGUCUCGAGUAGCAGGCCAUGGUUUGGCGGGAAGUCUCUAUCAGUAGGCGGUUGGACUGUCGUCUUUUCGCGAACAGAACUCCCGGUCAUUAUAGCUGUUUGGGUCGGGAGUCGUUUGUGUGCCAGACUGAAUUUGCCAGUAGGUAGCGUAACCUGUUUGGCGGCAAGUAGUAGUAGACCAUGGUUUGGCGGGAAGUCUGGCGUAGUAAGCGGUUGGACUGCCGUCUUAACCUGAAUAGAAUCCCCGGUCAUUAUAGCCGUACUUCGUACAAUUUCAGUCUUGAUACGGCGAUGAUGACCGGGCGUUGUAUGCGGGUGAAGGCGGUAGUAGCAUUUCCGCACUCGCAAAUCCUGUUCGGUGGAGGAGCAAAGUUGCUCAUGGGUGAUGUUGACGGGAAACAGGUCUGUGCAACUGUGAAGUAGCGUUUUCUGCAUCCGUCUAUUAUGCGUAAACUGGAAGUUUUAUGUCCCGAAAUUCAGAUGCUGACUGUUGUCUUGUUGUUGUGAAAAACGAGCAAAGAAAACAUGCUCACUGUCGUCUGAUUGAUGGAAUAUGGAAGGCCUACAUCCAGUUUGUAAAGAG
Molecule: messenger RNA, 2687 nt
Organism: Chara braunii
Lineage: Eukaryota; Viridiplantae; Streptophyta; Charophyceae; Charales; Characeae
Source: the annotation of a GenBank genome assembly